AUGUCUGAUUUUCUUCGAGCUAUCUGCUGCUGUACUAAUGUCCGGUCGUCGUACGUAUAUGUGAACGAUCAGAAGUUUACCAUUCAAAAAUUAUUAGGAGAAGGCGGAUUCUCAUUCGUAUACCUCGUCCUUUCCAGUCAAGGUAAAGAAUUUGCCCUUAAGAAAAUUCGCUGUCCUUUCGGAAAUAUUGACUCUUUAUCACAGGCUAUGCGAGAAAUUAAUAGCUACAAGAGGUUUCAAAGCCCAUUUAUAACUCGUUUGGUGGAUUCGCAGGUUGUGCAAGAAAAGGAUGGGUCAAAGACUGUGUUCAUUUUACUACCUUUUUUUUGUAAAGGUUCGCUCCAAGAUGUGAUCAAUAGGCAUUUACUCGAUGGUACCUCCAUGAGCGAAGACGAAGUGGUGCGAAUUGCAACAGGCAUAGCACGUGGUCUCCAUUCCAUUCAUGAUGCGACAACCCAUGAGGAUUCCGAACAGUACAGCAUGGUCUCGACUGCAUACACAGAUGAUGUAUCGCUUAUGAAUGAGCUUGAGCUUGAUACAUUUGACGAUUCAACGCAAACAUAUGCACAUCGUGAUCUAAAACCAGCUAAUGUUAUGAUAUCAGCAGAGGGUAUUCCUGUAAUAUGUGAUCUUGGAUCAUGCUCGCCUGCCAAGAUAGAAAUCACAUCUCGACAAAACUUGAUUCAUUUCGAGGAAUGGCGCAGUGAGCAUUGUACCCUAGCAUUCAUUGCGCCAGAGCUCUUAAAUGUCAAGCUUCACUCAGUUAUAACUGAAAAGUGUGAUAUUUGGUCGCUUGGUUGCACUCUAUACACGCUUUGUUUUGGAAUUUCACCGUUUGAACGAGAGGAGCAAGUGAGUGGUGCCUCUGUGAGGUAUGCUAUUGCAACUGGUAAGUACUCCAUUCCUAGUAAGCCCAAGUUUAACGGAGAAUUCAUAAGGCUGAUCCAACAGUGCCUAAGUGUCAACCCAGAUGAUCGUCCAUCGUCUAGCUCAAUGAUAUCUGGCCUGGUACAAUUACAGUCUGAUAUUUCUUCGUCAUAA
Molecule: messenger RNA, 1041 nt
Organism: Lachancea fermentati
Lineage: Eukaryota; Fungi; Ascomycota; Saccharomycetes; Saccharomycetales; Saccharomycetaceae
Source: the annotation of a GenBank genome assembly